Molecule: messenger RNA, 4851 nt
Organism: Brassica napus (rape)
Lineage: Eukaryota; Viridiplantae; Streptophyta; Magnoliopsida; Brassicales; Brassicaceae
Product: ethylene-overproduction protein 1-like
Exons: 4
Coding region: 466-3246 (926 amino acids)
Biological process (GO): negative regulation of ethylene-activated signaling pathway
Molecular function (GO): protein binding
Source: RefSeq, a predicted model, not a curated record
AUAUAUAAACCAAUCAGUAUCACACAAAAGGAAAAUAAAAGACAAGUCCCCAAAUAAAAAGAGACCAAAAUGACAUAACACAUAAUAAUAACACUGCGUUUUGAGAGAGAGACAAGAAACCAAAAGCUCAAGAGAGAGAAAGGUCAUCUGCCAAUUCCCUUCUCGCUACAUUUACGGACAUAAUGAGAGAAGAAGGUUGGAUUUGACGAAAACUACACUGCGUAAACACGUUUUCUUCAGAACAAGAAUCAAAAUUAAGGGAAAGAGAAGAGAGACGAAGAGAUUUCUCUCGGUGGUCUCCGUUUCAGAGAUCUCCGGUGGAUAUCCCAGCGCCAUCUCUAAUUUCCCGAUUAAAAGCCAUACGACGAAAGAGUUUUCAUCACCAAAAUUCAAAACACCAUCCAAAUUUAGAAACUUUCCUUUAAAUAAGUUUCCCUAUUUUUUUCAUUUGAUUGAUCGAACAAGAUGCAUCCUAAUCUAUUCACAACAAUGCGAACGUUGAAACUCAUCGAAGGAUGCAAAGCCACGGCUCUCAACCCUCCUCCGCCGCCACCUCCUCCCUCUACCACCGAAAGAGCCGGCGAAAAGCUGUUUCAGAAUCUCCAGGAUCACCUCCGAGUCAACUCGUUCCGUUCCAAAUCCAACCGGACUCAUCCUCCGAAAGACUCUCUCCUCCCUUACGGACUCCCCAACACAGACCUCCUCGAACCGCAGAUCGACCCUUCUCUAAAAUUCGUAGACUUGAUCGACAAGCUAGCCCAAGUCUACCGUAGCAUCGAGAACUGCUCGCAGUUCGAGAAAGCCGACGCCUUUCUAGAGCAAUGUGCAAUCUUCCGAGGCUUAUCGGAUCCGAAACUUUUCCGGCGGAGUCUCCGAUCAGCUAGGCAACACGCCGUUAACGUUCAUACCAAAGUUGUCUUAGCUUCUUGGCUACGUUACGAGAGGAGGGAAGAUGAGCUGAUCGGGACAACAUCGAUGGAUUGCUGCGGAAGAAACCUCGAAUGCCCUAAAGCGAGUCUAGUUUCCGGGUACGACCCGGAACGGGUGUACGAUCCAUGUAUCUGUUCCGGGUACAACGGUGACGUUGAUGUUGAAGAGUGUUCGACGUCAGAGGUAGAUUACGACAUGUCCUUCUGUAUAGGUGAUGAUGAAGUUCCUUGCGUGAGGCGCAAGAUAGCGUCUUUAUCAAUACCUUUUAAGGCUAUGCUAUACGCUGGCUUUAGAGAGACGAAGCGAAGCACUAUCAACUUCACGCGGAACGGAAUCUCUGUGGAAGGGAUGAGAGCUGCUGAGAUGUUUACUAGGGUUCGAAAAGUUGAGAUGUUUCCUCCCAAUGUUGUCUUGGAGCUACUCACAUUAGCGAACCAGUUCUGCUGCGACGAGUUGAAAGCAGCUUGUGACAUGUUUUUGGCUCGUCUUGUUAGUAACCUCGAUGAUGCCGUGUUGCUGAUUGAGUACGGUUUGGAAGAGGCUGCGUACCUUCUUGUGGCUGCUUGUCUUCAGGUUUUUCUAAGAGAGUUGCCUAACUCGAUUCAUAAUCCGAACGUUGUAAAGAUUCUCUGUAGCGCUGAGGGACGUGAAAGGCUAGCCUUGGUUGGACAUGCUUCGUUUACGUUGUACCUCUUCUUAAGCCAGAUUGCUAUGGAAGACGACAUGAAAUCAAACACAACGGUAAUGGUGUUAGAAUGUUUGGUCGAAUGCGCGGUGGAGACUUGGCAGAAACAGCUCGCUUGUCACCAGUUGGGCGUUGUGAUGCUUGAGAGGAAAGAAUAUAAAGACGCACAGAGAUGGUUUAACUCAGCUGCCAAAGCAGGUCAUGUUUACUCCCUUGUCGGUGUAGCCAGGUCUAAGUUUAAGCUUGGCCAUCGAUACUCGGCUUAUAAGACCAUGAGCUCGUUGAUAUCGGGUUGCUCAGCUACUGGAUGGAUGUACCAAGAGAGGUCUUUGUAUCGAAUCGGUGAAGAGAAGGUGCUUGAUAUAGACAUUGCCACGGAUUUGGACCCAACUUUGACUUUCCCUUACAAGUUCAGGGCAGUGUCAUUGGUCGAGGAGAGUCAGUUUGGUGCUGCGGUCGCGGAACUGAACAAGAUUCUGAGGUUUAAAGUCUCUCCUGACUGUUUAGAGAUGCGGGCGUGGAUUUCUAUAGCUAUGAAGAACUAUGAGGGUGCUUUGAAAGAUAUAAGAGCGCUUUUGACAUUGGAGCCUAACUUCUUGAUGUUUAACAAGCAAAUUCAUGGGGAUCAUAUGGUGGAACUCCUCCGGCCACUGGUCCAGCGACGGAACCAGGCUGAUUGCUGGAUGCAGCUAUAUGAUCGUUGGUCUUCUGUUGAUGAUAUUGGAUCUCUGGCUGUUGUUCAUCAUAUGCUGGCUAAUGAUCCAGGGAAGAGCCUUUUGCGUUUCAGACAGUCUCUUCUCCUCUUAAGGCUAAACUGUCAAAAGGCGGCAAUGCGUAGCCUUAGGCUGGCUCGGAACCAUUCAAAGUCAGAGCAUGAGAGACUUGUGUAUGAAGGAUGGAUAUUGUAUGACACAGGCCACCGUGAGGAAGCUCUGGCCAAGGCUGAGGAAUCUGUUUCCAUACAAAGAUCUUUCGAAGCUUAUUUCCUUAAAGCUUAUGCUCUUGCAGACUCCACGCUUGACCCUGAGUCCUCAAAGUAUGUCAUCCAGCUCCUUGAAGAAGCACUUAGAUGUCCAUCAGAUGGUCUUCGUAAGGGACAAGCUUUGAACAACUUGGGAAGUGUAUACGUUGACUGUGGUAAGCUGGAUCUUGCAGCUGAUUUCUACAAGAACGCACUAACCAUCAAGCACACACGAGCUCACCAAGGCCUAGCUCGUGUUUACCAUCUGAAAAGCCAAAGGAAAGAUGCGUAUAAUGAGAUGACAAAGUUGAUAGAGAAAGCUCAGAACAAUGCAUCGGCCUUUGAGAAGCGUUCAGAGUAUUGUGACCGAGAGGUGGCACAGAGAGACCUAGUGAUGGCGACACAGUUAGAUCCUCUGAGAACUUACCCAUACAGAUACAGAGCCGCAGUUCUUAUGGACGACCAUAAAGAAACUGAAGCCAUUGAAGAGUUGUCCAAAGCCAUAGCCUUUAAACCUGACCUCCAGCUUUUACAUCUCCGAGCAGCAUUCUUCGCUUCGAUGCGUGAAACUACAGACGCUAUCAGAGACUGUGAAGCAGCUCUGAGUCUUGAUCCAUGCCACAAAGAUACCAUCAACCUCUAUCACAAAGUACGUGAACCACAGGCAUAGGCAAACCCAUCUGCCAUCUUAUAUAUAUUCCUAUACUAUGGCGAGAGCUUCUUUCAUCUAAAACCACAUAUACUUGUAUGGCUAUGCCGUUUCAUAUCCAUUACGGAACAUUCCCAUGGGAAACUAGACCUGGUUCUUUUGUGAUCAAUAAGUUUUGAUAGAAAGAGCUGGGAACAAACCAAAAGGAGCAGCAACAUAGAAUGUAAAUAACUUCAUACUUUGGGUUUUGGGAUUGAUUCUGGUUUGAUGACUGGAUAAGGUUAAUAUAUGAUUAGUGCAGAAUGUGUUCUGCACAAAACAGAACACAAAAAAGAUUGUCAUGUCAUGUUUUGUUUUUAGAUAUCUCACUUCGUGUUGCUUCUUCUUUUCCUUCUUUCAUAUUUUUAAUGUGUAUGUAACUUCAUUCUUCUCAUGAUCGUUAUAUUGGUUCUCAGACGCCUGAGAUUUUUUCCCUUGCAAAACAAGAAACAUAGAAGUCGGUAAUCAAUCAUCACCAUAGAAAUUGUACACAUAAAACCCAUGUAAGAACCUUCCGUUUUGAGCACACAAAUUGGACAUUAAAUAAGCCCUAGAAAUAUGUAAGUAGUCGUUUCUUUGUAUUUUGAAAGUUGAAACAACAAUUCCAUAUUUUUAUACCUUUGUUUAAAGUAUGAAAAAUGUACCAUGGACUUUCAAACAACUAGAAAAUUGGGUUGUUCAAACAUUGUUGUUGUUCAUAACAAAACAUAAGCAAAAUAUUAGUAAACAUUAGCAAAAUAUAAGCAAAAUAUGAGUAAACGUUAGCAAAAUAUAAGAAAACAAUCUAAGUGGAAUGCAUGCCCCCACAUAUCGUAUAUGACAUUGGAUGCUAAUUAUACUAAAGCAGACAUUACAUUCACUUUCCCCAUGCACAAACAUGAAAUUUUCCCACAAAAUGUUUAAAACCUUUUGACUUGAAAUCAACUCAACACAUUUGAUACACAGACUUUCUUUCUUCAAACUAUUUGUUUUCAACUUAAUACCUACAUUACUUAGUCAUGUAGUUCCUUUUUCAGAAUUUUUGGCUAAAAUAUAUACGCAAAAAUAUUAAUUCAUUUAUUCAAAAAUACAUACAAGACAUUGUUUUGUUUACAUAAAAUUAAACUAAAUUACUACGACACGUUGGCAACUGUUUGCAUUCCUUGCAUUCCAACUACGUAAACAAUGCAAGUGGAAUGCAUGCCCACAUAGAGUAUUUGCCAAUCUAACAUUGGAGUCAAAUUCCUCUAAGCAAAUAAUACACUCACUUUCUCCAUGCACAAAUAUGAAAUUCUCCAUCGGUAUAGGAAUUAACAGUAUUUCUUGAUGUCCAUUCACAUCAUCAAUAACCCUUAACUCUAUAUCUCCAGUAUUCACAUUUGGUACUGGAGAUUCAGUACACCUAUUUAAUAAUCUAAUUAUACAGCAUAAUAGUAAACCUACACCUAUACCUAUCAACACUAUUCCUACCAGAAAGAUAUCGUUUCCAUCUGAAGAAUCACCAUCAUAGUUAGAAGACAUCUAUAAAAACGUAAGGAAAAAAAAUAUGUAUUAAAAAAAUCAAUGGGCACUACAAAAAAAAAAGUAUGUACUGCAUCACAAAAACGG